Molecule: messenger RNA, 1081 nt
Organism: Nymphaea colorata (pocket water lily)
Lineage: Eukaryota; Viridiplantae; Streptophyta; Magnoliopsida; Nymphaeales; Nymphaeaceae
Product: LOB domain-containing protein 25
Exons: 4
Coding region: 315-917 (200 amino acids)
Source: RefSeq, a predicted model, not a curated record
ACAAGAAAUGCGUUUGGCCUUCUUGGUUGGUGUUGCCUCCCCAUUUGUCCCUCAGUUGCAGGUCUUCCUUUCCAAUUAAGAUUCCUUUGCUUAACCCUUGACCCCACUCUUUCCUCCAUUGACCACAAACCCCAGUCCCCAUCUGCGUCUUGUUCUCUUCUUCUGAACCUAAACCCCUCCUGGUUAUAAGUUCUUCUCCAUCUCUUUCUGUGUGAGUUUGUGUGUGUGUGUAUGCAUGAGAGAGACAGAGAGAUAGCGAGAGUGGGGGAAAUUCCAUUUUGGGAGUUCACAGGCUGCACCAAGGGGAGUACCAAAUGGCAUCGUCGUCUUCAUCAUCACCAUCAUCUUUAAUAACAACAACAACGACAUCUUCUUCCUCAUCAUCAAACCCUAACUCCCCAUGUGCUGCUUGCAAAUUCUUGAGGAGGAAAUGCAUCCAAGGAUGCACUUUUGCACCGUACUUCCCUCCAGAAGAGCCCCAGAAGUUUGCUAAUGUUCACAAGAUCUUCGGCGCAAGCAACGUAAGCAAGCUGUUGAAUGAAUUGAUGCCUCAUCAAAGAGAAGAUGCAGUGAAUUCUCUUGCCUAUGAGGCUGAAGCGAGGAUGAAGGAUCCCGUCUAUGGUUGCGUUGGUGCCAUCUCCGUGCUUCAAAGGCAAGUUCACCAGUUGCAGAAGGAAUUAGAUGCAGCCAACGCCGACCUCAUGCGCUACGCUUGCAUACCAACUGAAAUCCCCAGAGCCAUACCUUCACCAUCCAUGGCAGCCGCGCUUCCUAUGGCACAGUCCAGGAGUAGGCACACUGAUCUUGCAAGGAUGAUUGCAAAUGGGAGCCCCAAUUACCAAGCUUCUUAUUAUCCACCGCCAUAUGCAUCUUGGAGAAGCACCAGAGAUGGCAGUGGAAGAGACAUGACCUUGUGAAGCAAUGAAGAGAGGGAUAGCCUAUGGAGGUCUGCCAUUUUCUCUGCACAGAUUCAGUUGCCUGAAAAUGCCCGAAAUAUUUGUAAAGCUUGCACAUAGCCACCAUUAAUAGCUUAUUGCUUUCAUGGUCAUUUUCUAUUGAAUGUCAUGGUAUUUAUGUAACA